Silurus meridionalis is the source of this 4532-nucleotide messenger RNA. RefSeq names its product hepatocyte nuclear factor 4, gamma (gene hnf4g). Bases 2706 to 4094 code for a protein of 462 amino acids. Lineage: Eukaryota; Metazoa; Chordata; Actinopteri; Siluriformes; Siluridae. Gene Ontology annotation, biological process: cell differentiation; regulation of transcription by RNA polymerase II; anatomical structure development. The transcript has 10 exons. The record is from RefSeq and is a predicted model, not a curated record. Gene Ontology annotation, molecular function: nuclear steroid receptor activity; nuclear receptor activity; RNA polymerase II cis-regulatory region sequence-specific DNA binding. Gene Ontology annotation, cellular component: nucleus.
GUUUUGUUUCCCCCUCUUCCCCAGCCAGGCCGUGUGGAGCCGGUGGAAACAAUGAUGUUUAGAAGUUGUACCCUGCUUUUAUGCCUUCCUGUGGACUCCGGGUUUGAUUAGCCCGUAUGCUAGUAUGUCGACUGCUCUGUGUUAGCCUUUUGUACAUUGGACUUUAUGACGUCAGCAGCCUCGACUUUCAUUGAAAGGAAUUGGCUUGUUGAAAUACAGAGAUAUUGUGAGAUACUGUGAGAUAUAAUGAGGCAAUCUGUUAAGUCAAAGAAAUAAAUCUUCGUUCCUGUCAUUCAUAUUGACAACACGAUUUAGUUUCGUGGUUCGAGAUGGUUUUAAAAAUUUACUUCUACAGUAAAAAAAAAAAGCUACAUGUAUGAACUUAACCUUUGAUUUUUUUUUCGUUUAAUUUAGAUUUUUUAGAUUUAUAAGCUUUUAUUGUGAGUUUUUAUCUACAAUUUAUCUGCAUACAAUGCAUACAAAAAAAAUCUUGACCCAUGUUUUUGUACGUUUGUUCAUGACUGCUAUUUGUAAUGAUUUACUGCAUAAUGGUUAGUAAAUGUGUUACUAUUACAGUACGACAGAAUGGUUUCCUGAGCAGAUUGAAUUAUUUUACAGGAGUCCCGGAGUUUGUAUCGUAGAAUUUAUACAAUGAAUGAUGCAGUAGAAGUGGACUUCAGUAACUUAUAUAUAACAUAUAGAGAGAAGUAGAGAGAAGAAAGCUGAGUGACUGGUUGAUUCUUCAUGAUACUAUUACAAUUUAGGUUAAGAUUCCUCUAGUAUCUGUACGUCUUUGGCCAUCUGGGGUCCCAUUCAGGAGUUUAGGAGCAGUGAAGGGUUUCCGAAAUCGAGUUUUAUGUGUCUUUGAUGUGAAUUAGAACUGAAUCAUUCUUGAAAAAAAUCCUUAUAUUCAUUUAGAGGUUAUAAUAUUAUAUCGUUUUGACCAAAGUGUGUAUAAGUGUCCAUCUGUGAAUUUUGGGCAAUAAAAAAAAAUCCCACCUAUUGCACCGAUUAUUUUUUAUUUUUCAAAGUUUUCGGGUGAAAAUAGCGGCUGUGACCUUGAAUACAGUGUCGUGAAAAUCGAGAGCAUUUUCCCUUCGCAAAAUGAAACGUUUCUCUUGGCGUUUGGUGUCGAGUUAAAACGUAACUGCUUUUUACUCAGAAAUCCGAAGUCAGUUUACAUCCUAUGAGUUUAUUGAGAAUCCGUUCCGUUUGUUUUUAAUGCGUUUCAGCAGGGAUGCAUCGAUCUAUUUUCAUUUACUGCAUUUUUCAGAUCCCCAGAGAAACUUACAAUUAUCUUAUUAAUAAGCACUUGGUGUUUAAGGGCCUUGCUGAUAUCAUGGUGGUGCUGGGAUUUGAACUCACAACCUUCUGAUUAAAAGUUUAACAUCAUACUCACUUAGUUACCUCUUGAGAAAUAAUAAUAUGGUACUGCAGAUAGCUAAUAUUGCUCUGAUGCUGAGAUCCUCAACCAAAAAGUUUACAACAGCUCAUACUCAGAAUAUAUAAUGUGUGAGUUAUUCUCAAACGUGGUGAUGUAAUGCAAAGCUUUUUCUCUUGUCCUGAUCAUUUCGGCUUAAUAAGCAUGUCUUAUAUCUGUUAUAUGAGAUGCUUAGUUUUGUCAUUUCCGUUUUUUACAUGGCAGCUGAGCAAUUUAUUUGAAACGCGAACAUUUCCCUAAUUCUGGUUCAAUGUCAGAGCAAAUCAUAAAAAAGAUUUUAGGAUUUCCCUCGUGGUCCAUAGUGAUCUUAAGGGCUUGUAUAUGAGCACAACAGCUGCCGUUUCUACGUCCUCAACAGACAUAUUAAACGCUUUGACUCUGGAUAAAAGCCAGACUUCAGUCCGAGAUGCGUUUUUCAUAUCUUUGUGUUUACCAUUCAGGGGAUAUUCGUUCAACCGCUGAAUCAGUUAUCAGUUGUGAUUAAUCAAUAUAUAAAGGUCACAGAUGUAACACUAUGAUGACCAAAUAACAAAACAGACAUGAACCCCUCUGACUCUUCUCAUUACAAAUACAGUAUUUAAGAUAUGAAAGAAAAAAAAAUCUAAAUACAGAUUAUUAUUGACGCCUGAGUUUUGCUGUGACAAGUGAAAAUCCUGACAUAAUACAGUCAAAUUAGUAGUUGUUACGUGGAAACUCUCCAAAAAUAUGGUUAAAAUCGAAUCGUAAAUCUUUCGAUGUUUGUUUAUAAGAUUAAAUACCAACAUGGUGUUAUUUUUAUGAAAGGACUGCUCUCUGAUUUGAUGUACGAUGCACAGAAUGCCGUUAUUUUGUACAUUUGUUUCGCCAGAUAUUUCAGAUUGAACAUCAGAUCAAACGAUUUAAACAAUACAGAUGUGAUACACUGAAAAAAUACUUUGAGAAGAUUUCUGACUGAUAGAAAUUAGAUACACUACAAUUGCAAGAUCUUUACGUUCCAUUCGUCCCCUCUGUGUAAUCUCUCACACAGUUAAUGGUCAUUUUCUAUAGAUUAAGAACUUUCAAUAGGCCCAAUAUAACUCCGUUUAUCACCCCAUCCUUAUGAUAAAUCAUGGAUAAGGAGGAGAUAAGUUUCGUGCAAGAACUUGAGGAGAUUUGAAAAAAGGCUCCUCCCUUGUCUUACUGGAGAAUGCUGACAAAUCAGCAUUCUGAUGAGAAGGCCACUCUUGAGGAAUCCAUGCUAUAGACAUUGUCCUGUUCAAGCUUUAGCAGAAAUAGUUCAGCAGGAAUGAAGUUUUCUCUGACUCCAGAAUCCAAAUCUCUCCUGGACAUGGAUGUAGCUAAUUACUGUGAAGGUCUGGACCCCACCUAUAGCACUCUGGGCUUUGAGAAUGCUGAUACGCUGUACCAAGUGGAAAGCAUGCCAACAGAUCCCAGCAUCAGCAAUGGGGAUAAUGGCCUGAACUCCAACUGUGCCAUCUGCGGCGACAAGGCCACUGGCAAGCACUACGGCGCCUCCAGCUGUGACGGCUGCAAGGGCUUUUUCCGCAGGAGCAUCAGAAAGAACCAUGUCUACUCUUGCAGGUUCAGUCGCCAGUGUGUCAUCGACAAAGACAAGAGGAAUCAGUGCCGCUUCUGCAGGCUUCACAAAUGCUUCCGAGCUGGAAUGAAGAAAGAAGCUGUGCAGAAUGAACGGGAUCGUAUCAGCUCCAGGAGAAGCACUCCAGACUCGCAUGACCUUCCGCCUAUCACUGUGCUAGCGCAGGCAGAGUCCCUGUCACAACAGAUCAGCGUCGCCAGUCCGUCAGGCUCCGUUGAUAUCUUGGAGAAGAAAUCAGCCACCGUUGGGGACGUGUGCGAGUCUAUGAAGCAACAGCUGCUUGUUCUGGUAGAGUGGGCUAAAUACAUCCCGGCCUUCGGCGAAUUGCCUCUUGACGACCAGGUCAGUUUAUUACGUGCGCACGCAGGAGAACAUCUUCUGCUCGGAGUGGCCAAGCGCUCAAUGGCAUACAAAAACGUCCUGCUGCUCGGUAAUGGCUGUGUUAUUCACCGGAAUUGCCCCGAGGCAGAGAUCAGCCGAGUGGCUAACCGCAUCCUCGACGAAUUGGUCUUACCUUUCCAAGACAUACAGAUUGAUGACAAUGAAUAUGCAGCCCUGAAAGCCAUUGUCUUUUUUGAUCCUGAUGCCAAAAGCCUCAGAGAUCCUUCAAAGAUAAAAAGCAUGAGGUACCAGGUUCAGAUGAGUCUUGAAGACUACAUUAAUGACCGUCAGUAUGACUCCCGUGGACGCUUCGGAGAGCUGCUGCUGCUUCUCCCCACCCUGCAGAGCAUCACCUGGCAGAUGAUCGAGCAACUUCAGUUCAUCAAACUCUUUGGUCUGGUCAAAAUCGACAACCUGCUACAAGAGAUGCUGUUAGGAGGUCUGACCACAGAGCAGCCUUACUUACACCACCAUGGCCACCCCCAGCUCGCCCAGGAUCCAAUCACGGGCCAGACAUUAGUCAUCAGCUCCAUUUCUGCCCCUCUGCAUGCACAGCAAAUAGCUUCUCCAGACACCCCAAUCCCAUCGCCUCCUCAGGUUCAGACUCAGGAGAUCUAUAAGGCCUCGUCUAGUCCUACGCUCUUAAUGCAGACACAGUCCAUCUCCAACAGACCUUCUCCCGAGCCACCACUCUGAGGCACAGCAUUGCGUCCUUGCAUCGUUUAUAAUUUAAUUUUUUUCUUCAACGGAGCGUUAUCCCAGGGUGUGUUUGUAAAUUUGUAAAUAGCAUCAUAUGGUUAAAAAACGAGAUCAUUGUAUUAUUCAAAAUCAUUUAGACCAUUAGACUUGGGGAGGGGGCAGAUGGAAGACACACAACGGUGUCUAUAUUAUAAAAUAAUCAAUUGUAAUAUUUUAGUAUUUGUUUUAGCUCUAUUCAUCACAAAUGCUGUCUGAAAUCUUGAAAUGAUGUAAAUUUGGUUAUCAGCAACAAUAAAAAUAAAUAAAUAAGAAAAAUAGGGCAGUUAAAGGCAAUGUGUGCAAAUUAUUUAACAUUAUUUAUGUAACCAUCAUAAUUUAAAAAUGUUGCUAUAUUAAUGAUUCUGUUUUAAUAAACCAAACAAUAAACCAUUCUGA